UUCGCACCCCCCAUCUCGCGAUGCUUUCGAUCCUCUCGCAGUCCGUCGCGCUGAACGCGCCGCUCCGCCCGACGCCGGUGCAGCGCGCGGUGUCGCCGCAGAUGGCGGACAUCUCGGCCUUCGGCGACAUCUGGGGCAUCGAGGCCAAGGAGGCCGUCUUCAACGCGUGGGACCCGGAGAAGCCGCGGGACUACUCCAACUUCAACCCGUUCGAGCGCAACCUUGAUGGUGCCAUGUCGGACAUGAACGGCUGCUUCCCGGGCGAGUCGCGCGGCUACAAGCCGCCCAACCGCCCCGACGCCAGCUGGGCCAUCAUGCAGGAGGAGGCCAAGAAGAUGGAGGUGAUCAAGAAGGACCCGAAGUACGGCCUCUCCGGCAAGCCGGGCUGCUACUCGCUCAAGUGGCAGGAGAACCUGGGCGCCCCGCCCUAGAGGCCCGCGCAGAGGGCCCUCUCGCUCGCUCGCUCGCUCCUCCUCUCUAGGUAGCACGCUCAUGUACAUCUCUCCCCCUUGGCCUCGCGCCGACGAGCCCGGGACCAGCCCGGGACACUGCCUGUCGUUUGCUUGGAGCGCACUGCUUGCCCGUCUUGGUUCUCAAGAUUUUCGUGUUCGGAAACAAAUUCUCUUUGCUC
Molecule: messenger RNA, 631 nt
Organism: Emiliania huxleyi CCMP1516
Lineage: Eukaryota; Haptophyta; Isochrysidales; Noelaerhabdaceae
Exons: 2
Coding region: 21-431 (136 amino acids)
Source: RefSeq, a predicted model, not a curated record